UUGUGCCCUAUAAAUACGCUUGGUUCGUAGCUUCUCAUCACACACUCGCAGCUGAUUCACCGCUUAAGUAAUUUGCAGAUCGAGAGAGAAGCGAAACCAUGGCGUCCAAGGCGCUCCUAGUGCUCGCGCUCCUGCUCGCUGCUGCUUUCCUUGUCGCCUCAGCUAACAACGAGCACACCCAGCCGAAGGAGGAGGAGAGCAAGCAGGCCGGCGUGCAGGACUACCACCGCGGCGGCGGCUACCCCGGCGGCGGCUGGCGCGGAGGAGGCGGCUACCCCGGCGGCGGCCGGCGCGGGGGCGGUGGCUACCCUGGCCACGGCGGCGGCGGCGGGUACUGCCGGUGGGGGUGCUGCAACCGCGGCUACUACGGCGGCUGCCGCUGCUGCUCGCGCCCCGACGAGAUCCCGGAGCCCAUGUACCGCCCGGAGUUCGUCGAGGUCCACGACUGAAUGAACAAUCUAGCUGCACGUACGGCCUCGUUGCCAUGUACUACUACUACUACUAAGACUACGUACACGACCUACCUAGCUAAUAAAGUAAUAAUAAGCAGUCGAUCGGUAAAAGUAUGGGUUCAACAAUAAAGGAUGCAUGUAUGCAAUUGUGCGUGUGAUGAAUGUAUGUCCGUGUGUGCUUGAUGCAGUAGAAUGUAACUCUCAUGCAUGUAUAAUCAUGCAUGCCGUCGAAUAAAGAAUAAGAGAGUCGUUGUUGCUAUA
This is a messenger RNA of Panicum virgatum (switchgrass), 713 nucleotides long. RefSeq names its product glycine-rich cell wall structural protein-like. The record is from RefSeq and is a predicted model, not a curated record. Bases 99 to 449 code for a protein of 116 amino acids. The transcript has 2 exons. Lineage: Eukaryota; Viridiplantae; Streptophyta; Magnoliopsida; Poales; Poaceae.